AUGCAAUGCCCAACGACUAUUUCACUUAAUGAUUUACAUAUUAUUGACAACGCUAAUAAUAUCGUUCGUUGGCAUAGAAUGUCUCAAUGUCCAAUUUGUUUGCAACCGAUACCCUAUGACGAACGACGAGUAUUAGGAGGCAAAGUUUUACAUAGCGGUUGCACCGUUUGUGUUGUAUGUCAUAAAUCAAUUGGUGAAGGAGCUUUUGAGCAGGAGAAUGAUAAUAUUUUUUGUAUCAAUUGUUAUAAUGAUGUAAAUAAAUCAAAAUUAGAAACUUCUUCCAUAGAUACAAUCGAUAAUUCUUCUAAAAAUGAUGAAAUACUAAUUAAUAGUGAGUCGUCUAUAGAUUCAGCUGCUCGUUAUGGAUCAAUAAAAUCAUUUAUUGAACGAGUAUAUUUAUAUAAUGAAUACAAUGAAAAAAAGACAUCGCAUUUAACUGUCACUCAGACUGAUGGUAAAAUACGUAUAUCCGGUAUGCUUCGUAUUUAUUGGAAUAUUAAUACACCGAUUAAACUUAAAUCUGGUCAAUCGAUACCACUCGGUUUAUAUCCGAAAUCAUUGGGUAUUUAUGAUAUGAAUGAAGAUAAAAUGAAUAAUGAGAAUGGUAAUGAUCAACAAUUAUCAAAAAAUUUUGAUUCCGUCUCUAAACGUUUAUGUUAUGAUGAUACUAUUCUAACAAAAUUAUCUUUAUCCGAUGAUAAUGAUCCAAAUCAGAUAGGAAAUCUACGACGUGUUCAAACAAUUCGUGUUUCAUCUAAUCAACGUAAACCAUUACGUAUGGCAUUACCAACAUUUCUUCAAUCAUCAAAUGACGAUGAUGAAGCUCGUUCAUUUAUUCCAGCUAAAGACAGUAUGACAACAGUGUAUAUCGAUAGUGAAACAACAGUUCAUGAAACAAUAUCACUUUUAUUUUCUAAACAUUUUAUUGAAGAAUUAAAUUCGAAUUUAUUUACAUUAUAUAAAGUUGAACAACGUAAUGGUAAUUGUAUUGAAAUGAGUGAUGAUGAUUAUCCACUUAUAUUACGUAUAUUAGCUGGUCCAUUUGAAAAUGAUAUAUUAUUUUAUUUAAUGGAACAUGGAAAAUCUAAAACUGUUCCAUUAGAAGUAUCAAAUUAUCUUGUAUUACCUGAUGUUAUGUUACGAGCAUUUAUUGAUAAAUUUUCUUAUGAAGAAAUUGAACAUAUACAUAUGAUUAAAAGAAAAUAUUUAGCAUAUAAACAAUUAUUAUUAAGACAAUUUGAAAUAGUUAUAAGUCAAUCAUAA
Messenger RNA from Adineta steineri, 1263 nucleotides. The record is from the annotation of a GenBank genome assembly. NCBI's taxonomy places the organism in Eukaryota, Metazoa, Rotifera, Eurotatoria, Adinetida, Adinetidae.